This is a messenger RNA of Xiphophorus couchianus (Monterrey platyfish), 1255 nucleotides long. RefSeq names its product transmembrane protein 174 (gene tmem174). The transcript has 2 exons. Bases 463 to 1170 code for a protein of 235 amino acids. The record is from RefSeq and is a predicted model, not a curated record. Lineage: Eukaryota; Metazoa; Chordata; Actinopteri; Cyprinodontiformes; Poeciliidae.
CCUCUGCAGCUACACUAAUCUCUAGAGGGCAAAUGUAUUAGCUUCUAACAUUCGAGAUCAAAAGAUGAAAAAAAUAAAAACAAGCACUACUUCCAUGAACUUGCUCAUUUCGACAGUUUCAGCAAUAACUAAAAACCUGAAAACAACUGAAACAGUGACAGAGAGUAAGUCCAUUUGGUGUCAGUGUUAAUGCAUGCAGUUUAAUCCUCCACACAUUGUCCGACAGGAAGGACUGGCUCUUAUUCAGUCACGUUGUCCACAUUUGUGCAAACUCUAUUUUCAUUUAACCAGCAAUAUGUAAUGGAAAGUUAAUUUAUAACUUGUCGUCUUGACUGGAAAUCCGGAGUUACUCUGUGUUCAUUCAUUUCACUUUGCCGGUCUCUGUGGAAGGCAGUGUUCCUGAUGUGAAGCUAGAUUAGCUGAGGCACCAAGGAGGACUCUUGAGAUUCCUCUAAAACUAAAAUGUUGGGACAGAGGCAUGUGGAAACCAGCAAUCCAGUUUCACGUCCACAUCUAUCAGAUGGUUUGAUGGACCGUGAGAAAACCGGAGCUGCCCUGUUGCUGUCCGGAGUCUUUCUGGCGAUGGUGGGUGUCACAUUUAUGGCCAUGGACUGGCAUCACUACCAAGCCCUUCUCAGCUUCCAGUGCACCCAACUUCUGGGCCCCUUCCUGAUCUCAGUCGGAGGUGCCUUCAUGCUCACCAGCGUCUGCAGGUUUAAUUCGGUGUCCUGUUGGCCUCGCAGGCGACAGGAGGAAGAGGUAUAUGUUGUUCCUGUGCGGGAACAAAACUCAAGAGGUCACCCGGUUGUGGUUCAGUCCAUAAAUCAGCCGGUGAUGUUACAGGGCACCGUAACAAGGCUGUGUAUCCCACCUGCUUAUGACUUCGUGACCCAGGAAGCACAACCACAAGACGAUCCUCGGCCCGGAAGCUCUGUGAGCGGCGGCAACGCAGACCUUCUGCCUUCGUACGAAUCUCUGUACCGCUCGGACAACGCAACGUUUACGGCAGAAGACCGUGCACCGCACAGCGCAGAGGCAGGUCACAGAAGCAGAGCACCGAAGACGGAAAGCGAAAGAGGACGCCUCGAACGGGAUGGGUCCACCUGUUCUAAACAACCACCUGCGUACAAAGACGUUUGCCCUUCGCCUCCCAAACACGAUUCGGCUUAAAUGUCGGAGCAUCCGGUGGGCGACGUCAAAGCUUACGCUGACGACGUUGUUCCUUUUCCUUCUGGCAGGCUAAAAGAAAAAAGAA